AUUAAUUAGGGAUAUUUUACUUUGUUUUUCUGAACAUGUUUAGGACAAAUCUCACAGACUUGUAAUGCAUGUGGAUCCACACAGUGGCGCUGAAUUCCCUCAAACCAAGUGGGCCAGUGUGUGCGGAGCAGAGCGCAACUAGAGAACUUGGAAGGCUCGCUAAAUCUCACAGCAAAUCCCUUUAGCUCGAGCUGACAUGGCUUGACUUAUCACUGAGGGAAGUUUCAGGAAAUGCAACAGGUGGAGGAGCCGAGGGAAUGAACCGUGUGUCCUCUCGUUAGCGUCCCGGGCUAGCUGCUGAGAGUACUUCAAGGUGUCUGUGGGAGUCGGAUAGGGAAACAACUGCGCACUCUUUCACACGGUCAGGUGCCACCAUGGAUGACAGCCUGAAUGACUCCAAUGUAAAGGUCGCUGUUCGUGUGCGACCAAUGAACAGGAGAGAAAAAGAGCUAAAGACAAAAUGUGUCGUAGAUAUGGAUGGGAACCAGACGGUUCUGCACCCGGCCAUCAUCAACUUGAACAAAAGUGACUCCCGAAAUCAGUCAAAGGUUUUUGCCUAUGACAACUGCUUCUGGUCCAUCGAUGAAUCUCAAAAAGACAAGUUUGCAGGUCAGGAUGUGGUGUUCCAGUGCCUUGGGGAGAGUCUGCUGGACAACGCCUUCAUGGGAUACAAUGCCUGCAUCUUUGCUUACGGACAGACAGGCUCGGGGAAGUCGUACACCAUGAUGGGCACAGCGGAGCAGCCAGGUCUGAUCCCUCGGCUGUGCAGCUCCCUGUUCAGCAGGACGGUGAAGGAGGCGGGGGAGGAGGAGCAGUUCACCGUGGAGGUGUCCUACAUGGAGAUCUACAACGAGAAGGUCCGAGACCUGCUCGACCCCAAAGGAAACCGCCAGGCUCUGAGAGUGAGAGAGCACAAAGUGAUGGGGCCUUACGUGGACGGCCUGUCCCGCCUGGCUGUGGCCUGCUACACGGACAUCGAGUCUCUGAUGUCAGAGGGAAAUAAAUCUCGCACAGUUGCCGCCACCAAUAUGAACGAAGAGAGCAGCAGAUCCCACGCUGUGUUCAACAUCAUCCUCACACACACACUCACGGACCUGAAGUCUGAGACGAGUGGAGAGAAGGUGAGCAAGCUGAGUCUGGUGGAUCUGGCCGGCAGCGAGCGGGCGGCGAAGACCGGAGCAGCGGGGGAACGUCUGAAAGAAGGCAGCAACAUCAAUAAAUCCCUCAGUACUCUGGGUCUAGUUAUCUCUGCCUUGGCUGACCAGGGAGCGGGGAAGAACAGGAACAAGUUUGUUCCCUACAGAGACUCUGUGCUCACCUGGCUGCUCAAGGACAGCCUGGGAGGGAACAGCCGCACCGCCAUGGUCGCCACCAUCAGCCCCGCUGCGGACAACUAUGACGAGACGCUGUCCACCCUGCGCUAUGCCGACCGCGCCAAGAGCAUCGUCAACCACGCCGUCGUCAACGAAGACCCCAACGCCAGGAUCAUCAGAGAGCUGCGGGAGGAGGUGGAGAAGCUGAGGGAGCAGCUCACAGAGGCUGAGUCCAUGAAGGCCCCCGACCUGAAGGACAGGCUGGAGGAGUCAGAGAAACUGAUCCAAGAAAUGACCUACACCUGGGAGGACAAGCUCAGGAAGACUGAGGCUAUUGCACAGGAGCGUCAGAGGCAGCUGGAGAAUCUGGGCAUCUCCCUGCAGUCGUCUGGAAUCAGAGUGGUGGAUGACAAGUGUUUCCUGGUCAACCUCAACGCUGACCCCGCCCUCAACGAGCUGCUGGUGUACUAUCUGAAGGAGCACACGCGGGUGGGCUCAGCUAACUCUCAGGACAUCCAGCUGUGUGGGAUGGCCAUCCAGGCGGAGCACUGUGUCAUGGACAUCACAGAGAGCAGCGGGGUGAUGCUCACUCCUCACCGCAACGCUCGAACGUGUGUGAACGGUGCUGCAGUCACCAGUCCGGUCCAGCUUCACCAUGGUGACCGUAUCCUGUGGGGGAACAACCACUUCUUCAGGAUCAGCCUGCCGAGGCACAUGGUGCACACAGGGGCUGAGGAUGAGGAGGGGGUGAUGAAGACGUGUCUGAGCAGCGACCGGCUGGAGGUGGACUUUGACGCGUCCAGCGACGUGUCCAGCGAGCUGAGCUUCGGAUACGAGUUCGCUCAGGCCGAGGUCAUGAUGAAAGGCAUGGGCAACAACGACCCCCUGCAGUCGGUGCUGCAGACCCUGGAGAGGCAGCAUGAGGAGGAGAAGCGAUGCGCCCUGGAGCGCCAGAGGCUGAUAUACGAGCAGGAGCUGCAGCAGCUCCGCCAGAGGCUGACUCCGGAGAAACCCUCUCACCUGCUGGACCCUGCAGGAGCGGCUGCAACGCCACACAUCUCCCAGAAACGCAUGCGCCGCUGGAGCGAGGACAGAGAAGCGAUGAUGACUCGCAGCCUGCGGCGCCUCAGGGAGCAGAUCGUGCGGGCCAACCUGCUGGCUCAGGAGGCCGGGUUCAUCGCCGAGGAGAUGAGCAAGAGGACGGAGUACCUGGUCACGCUGCAGAUACCUGCUGCCAACCUGGAUGCUAACAGGAAGCGUGAUGUCGUGUUGAGUGAGCCGGCCAUCCAGGUGCGGCGUAAAGGGAAAGGGAAGCAGAUCUGGGCUCUGGAGAAGAUGGAGAACAGGCUGGUGGACAUGAGGGAGCUCUACCAGGAGUGGAAGGACUUUGACGAAGACAACGCUGUGAUGCGGUCCUACUUCAAACGUGCCGACCCGUUCUUCGACGAGCAGGAGAACCACUCUCUGAUCGGCGUGGCUAACGUCUUCCUGGCCUGCCUGUUCUACGACGUCAAGCUGCAGUACGCAGUGCCCAUCAUCAACCAGAAGGGGGAGGUUGCAGGCCGGCUGCAUGUGGAGGUGAGGCCGGGAACAGAGAGCUCUCAGGGGGACGCUGCAGGACAGAGCAACUCAGACGGAGACACACAGGACCGCAAACUGGACUGUGUGGUGAAAAUCCUCCAGGCCAACGGUCUGCCUCGCCACCUGUCCAACUUUGUCUUCUGUCAGUAUCACUUCUGGGGCCAGCAGGAGUCGGUGUUCAUCGCUCCAGAGAUGCAGCCGUCCAGCUCGCCUGCAGAGUCCAGAGACCCUCAGUGCACGGUGGUCUUCGACAGCGCCAGGGAGUUUUCGGUGUCAGUGUCGGAGGACUUUGUGGAGUUCUUGGCUGAUGGGGCGGUGGCCAUCGAGGUGUACGGACACAAGCAGGCCAACCACCGCAGGAACCUGGCUCUGUGGGACCUGGGAGUGAUUCAAGCCAAAACCAGAACCCUCAGAGAGAGGUGGAGCGAGGCGACCCGCCACCUGGAGCUGUGGGUGCAGCUGAUGGAGCUGAACGACGCCGGACAGUUCACCCCUGUGGAGGUUCUCCCCGCUAAAGACGUCCACACAGGGGGGGUCUUCCAGCUCAGACAGGGCCAGUCUCGUCGGGUCCAGGUGGAGGUGCGUCCAGUACCAGAAUCUGGCACCAUGCCCCUCAUCGCUGCCUCCAUCGUCUCCGUGUCCAUCGGAGACGUCAAGAUCCGACAGACCCGGGUCUCCAGAGGCAGCGAAUCACAUUGGGGUGGGGAUGAAGAGAUGGACAGCUACCAGGAGGCAGAUCUGGAGAGGUUGAGGGAACAGUGGCUGGUGACGCUCACUCAGAGACAGGAGUAUCUGGACCAGCAGCUGCAGAAGAUAGUUUCCAAACCAGAUAAGUCGGAGGAUGAUGUUGAGAGGGAGUCUCAGCUGCUGGAGUGUCGUCUGACGCUCACCGAGGAACGCAACGCUGUCCUGGUGCCGUCGGCCGGCAGCGGCAUCCCCGGAGCGCCGGUGGAGAGGGUUCCUGUUUCUGGGAUGGAAACACACAUUCCUGUCCUGUUCCUGGAUCUCAGCGCUGAUGAUUUCCAGUCUAGUCUCUCUGCUCCGUUGGCCGGGGGGCUGGAUGCCCUCCUCUGUGGGGAGGAGGAGGACGACUUCUUUGACCUCCAUAUUGUUAAACACUUUGAUCCAGAGGCGAAGGUGGAGGCCUCCUGGGACUCGACGGUGCACGAGUGUCCCCAGCUGAGCCGCGUGGCGCCGGCCGAUCAGAGGGUGUACCUGACGGUCAGCACGGUGGUGCAGCUCAGCCACCCCGCCCACAUGCAGCUGGUGCUCAGGAAACGCAUCUGUGUCAACGUCACCGGAAGACAGGGUUUCGCUCAGAGUCUGAUGAAGAGGAUGUCUCAGCGCAGCACCAUCCCCGGCUGUGGAGUCACGUUUGAAAUAGUUUCUAACAUCCCAGGGGACAUCCAUGGUCCGGAGGACAGGGAGAUGUUGGCCCGGCUGGCUGCCAGCACCGAGGACGACCAAUCAGCUGACAGUGAGGCGGCCAUAGAGAAGUACCUGCGCAGCGUCCUGGCUGUGGAGAACGUCCUGACUCUGGACAGACUCAGACAGGAGGUGGCUGUAAAGGAACAGCUGGCAGUCCGAGGGAAAGCUCCCAGACGCUGCCUGAGCUCUCCAAACAUCCACCGACUGUCAGCCAGCAGUCUGGAUCUCUACUCCUCCACUCAUAGGCUCAAUGACUUUAAGGGCUGGGAGAGCCACCAGGACCUCUCCUAUGUCCCGCCUCCAUCCAGACGCACUCUGCCCAGCUCCAUAUCCCAGACCCUGAACCCAGACACAGUGCAUCCAGGCUUCGCUGAGUCUUAUCUCUCUCCAGUGAAGGCUGUUCCCAAGCUGCUGAAGUCCCUGCUUCCUGGUGGGAGAGCAGCUGGUAAAGAGCAGACGGCUGUCCAUCAGCAGAGUUUGCCUCGCAUCAUGGUGCAGUCAGCCAGUGUUGAAGAGGGCAUGAGCAAACACCAGCAGCCGGUUCCCAUUGAGGCAAUCAUUCCUGACCUCCAAACAGAGAGCCCCAGAUCCAAGCCCCUCCCACCGCCAAUCAUCCCGGAGACAGAAGACUCCCUCCCCAGCCCGACCAGCGAAUCAUCGAGCGGGUACAUUUCAACAAGCAUGUCUACAGCAAUGCUAGAUGUCUACACCCUGAGCUGGGACCUGCCUCCCUCUGACGUCAUGGAGGAGCUGCCAGAUGAAGAGGAUGAAGACGAUGGAGUGACACAUUACAACCCUUACCCUGAGACAAUCUUUCGUGAGGAUCAAUCAGAGCCUCAGGAGUCAUUUCUGGUGUUGGCCCAUGAGGCAGCUGAAGAGAGGCCUGACUCUCCACCGUCCAAACCAGACGUUACUCUGUCAGAUUCAAACCUGAGUCAACAAGAACCAAAUGAGUCUCCAUCGGUCCAGGAGCAAAAUGAGUCUGAUUCAGUUGUAGAAUCACACUUAUUACAAGAGUCAACAGUUAACAAUGUUGCAUCAGAACAAUUAGACCAUUUUGAGCCACUUGAAGAUUCAAUGCUAGUAGAAGAGAAUGAAACAAAACAGACAGAAAUUCCACAAACGGAAGACCCAAAACCAGAAGCUCCUUCAACAGAAGAACUCCAGUUAGCUGCCACCGACGAGACAGAAGCUGAACUGUCACUCCACCAUGAAACACAACCAUCUGCACCAGAAGGUCAGUCUGAAACAAUUGUCCAAGACCAAACAACCUGCGACACUUCUGAAGAUCCAACACCAAAACUGGUCCCAGCUGUGUCAGAAGUCCUGGUUCCAGUUCCUGCCUCAUCAGAAGAUUUGGUUCUUCUUGCUUCAUCCCAAGAACUGUCACCCCACCAUGAAACACAACAAUCUGCACAAAAGAGUCCGUCUGAACCAGCCGUCCAAGACCAAACGACCUGCAACAGUGUCCAAGAUCCAACCAAAAUCCUGGUCCCAGCUGUGUCAGAAGUCCUGGUUCCAGUUCCUGCCUCAUCAGGAGAUUCGGUUCUUCUUGCAUCCUCCCAAGAACUGUCACCCCAGCAUGAAACACAACAAUCUGCACAAAAGAGUCCGUCUGAACCAGCCGUCCAAGACCAAACGACCUGCGACAGUGUCCAAGAUCCAAUCGAAUACCUGGUCCCAGCUGUUCCAGAAGUCCUGGUUUCAGCUCCUGCCUUAUCAGAAGAUUUGUUUUCCGCCUCAUCCCAAGAACAAGCCACCACUGAGGCCUCAAACCUAAAACACAGCUCCGUCCCGACUUCAUCCUCAACCACAGAUGACGUCCAAGAGGAAGAACCUGUCGAUGCGUCCAAUAAAACUUCCUCAGCAGAUUCUCUGUCCAGCGUUCAGCCUUCCAAACCUGACACCGCAGUUGCAAACCCCUUCAAGAUCAAGAAAGUGAAAUCUUCAGACCUCAAGUCCUUUCAGCGUAUUGUGGGAGAGGAGGAGGAUCAGCUUGGGCAGAUGGACCGGGCCAACAGUCUCGGAGCAGGACUAAACCUCUCUGUGCCCAUGGAAACCCUGGAAAUCAUCUCAGACUCCGAGGAAGGAGAUGCAACGGCAGUUCUUCCUGACUGGUUGAAAGAAGGGGAGUUUGUGACCGUGGGGAACAAUAAGAACGGCACCGUGCGCUACCUUGGACCCACAGAUUUCGCAGUGGGAACCUGGGUGGGAGUGGAACUGGAGGUACCGGCAGGAAAAAAUGACGGUUCAGUGGGCGGCAAACACUACUUCCACUGUAACCCUGGUUACGGCGUGCUGGUUAGGCCGCACAGGGUCAGCCGGGGUGCCAGCAAGCGCCGCCGCCAACAGCAGAAGCGCCGCAGUGCCAACCUGUCCGGAUCCAGCCCAAACCUGGCAGCCCUCACCGCGUUGGCUAAAGGCGAAGGGGGGGUGGCAUCAGCCGGCCGCAGCAGGGGAGAGAACCGCAAGUCGUGGAACACUUAGGAGGUUCUAAACCUGCCAAACGGCUUGAUGCUGGACCCCCACAUGCAGCAGAUGGUUGUUUAAGUGUAGGCAUGUGACCCCUCAUCAGAUUUGAAUGGUUCAUCUAUUGAAAGACUAUCCUAGCCAAUGGACUUGUUUUAUGGUUUAAUGGAUAUAUUUUAUCAGACAAUUUGAAUGUGUUUAGGUAUGUAGAUUCCAGUAACAACCUUUUCUAUGCAAUUAUAAUAAUUUGUAAUCAUGGCUGUCUCACCUGAAUGGAUUAAUUUGAGUCCCAGCUCAGAAUCAGCAGUUUUCCAUUCCAUAUGUUUUGCCACAUGCCUGGCAUUGCAAAUAUGGUUAAAUGUAUCCAAAGUUCACUGGAUUACUGUAAGACUCCAGGUAACACUACUUCUUCAUGUGCUCACAUUUCUACUGUUCAAGACUCAUUAUGCAGCUGCAUGUUUGGAUGGACUUCAAAGUGUUGCACAUGGUUUUAUACCUAUUGGUUUUUCUUUUUUUAAUUCUUGUGCCUUGAAAUAUUACGACUACUAUGAUGCCUAUGUGCCUUAGUGUUAAAUCACCAGUGCCGAUUGGUUGGAAACUGUCAAACCAGAGCUUAUUACAGCUCUUGAAUGUGUAUUUCUACUGUUUUAGAACAAAGAAUACUUGCACUCCCUUUUAAACAAUUCUACUGAAAAUGUGCAACAAUUUUAAUCCUUUUUUUCUCUAAGUGUGUCGAUCGAAUGAAAGUGGCUUCAUUUUGAACGGAGAUGUGUGCCAGUUUUUUGGGAUUUAUUUUAGACUAGUACGUUUUUAAUUACAAUGUGUGUAUGGGAAUACUUGAGGGAUUUUGUUGAACGCAGAGUAUUAAUUGUUUUGGGUAAGUACAAUAUGUUAUAUUAUGCCUGAAAGAUUAUUUAUUUAAAAAUGAAGACAUACAAUUGAUGCUAAAAGCGAAAUCGACUUUUAUAUUGUUGAAUAAACUGAAUUGUGCCCUUAUCAA
Molecule: messenger RNA, 7791 nt
Organism: Trematomus bernacchii (emerald rockcod)
Lineage: Eukaryota; Metazoa; Chordata; Actinopteri; Perciformes; Nototheniidae
Product: kinesin-like protein KIF13B
Exons: 42
Coding region: 375-6809 (2144 amino acids)
Biological process (GO): regulation of protein localization; microtubule-based movement
Cellular component (GO): adherens junction
Molecular function (GO): microtubule binding; microtubule motor activity; cell adhesion molecule binding
Source: RefSeq, a predicted model, not a curated record